This is a messenger RNA of Plasmodium gonderi, 1716 nucleotides long. RefSeq names its product ubiquitin-activating enzyme. The transcript has a single exon. Gene Ontology annotation, cellular component: cytoplasm. Gene Ontology annotation, molecular function: thiosulfate-cyanide sulfurtransferase activity; nucleotidyltransferase activity; URM1 activating enzyme activity. The record is from RefSeq and is a predicted model, not a curated record. NCBI's taxonomy places the organism in Eukaryota, Apicomplexa, Aconoidasida, Haemosporida, Plasmodiidae. Bases 1 to 1716 code for a protein of 571 amino acids.
AUGGCACAUUUUAUAAACAAAGAUUUCAUCAAGUACGGGCUAUGCUUUCUUCUGGGGUUUUACAUAAAAAAGAUAGCUAAAUGGGGAAAUAGGGAAAAAAAAAAAAUGAAUGAAAUCCUGGAUGUGAUAUGUUCCAAGGUGGAGACAAUUUUAUAUCCAUUUAUUUUUUCAUUAUAUGAUUAUAAAAAUGUGGAAAAAAUAGAAAAAGAGUUAUUUUAUGAGAAUUUUGAUAAAGGAACUAUUGAUAAGUAUGGGAAAUAUAUAAACAUAAAUGAUAUUCCAUCUGAUUCUCUUGAAAAAAUUUUCAAAACAAAAGUUUUAAUUAUUGGUUUAGGAGGAUUAGGCUCUCCUGCAUGUUUUUACUUAAGCAAAUUUGGUUUUAAAGAAAUUGGCCUAGUUGAUGGUGACAAAGUGGAAAAAUCAAAUUUACAAAGACAAAUAAUACAUAUGGAAAAACACAUUGGGAUGAAUAAAACUUUAUCAGCUAAAUUAACAGUAAAAAACAUGGGAGAUGAUGAUGCGAAUAUAAAAUGCUACCCAUUUUAUUUGAACAAAAUGAAAGGUCUACAAAUAGUUAAAAAUUACGACAUUAUUGUUGAUUGUACAGAUAAUAUUAGUACACGAUUUUUAAUUAAUGAUUUAUGUAUUUUAUACAAAAAAAAAUUAAUAUUUGGAAGUGCAUUAGGGUUAUAUGGACAACUAAACGUUUUCAAUAUGACUGAAGACACUUCGAAUUGUUACAGAUGCUUAAAAAAUUUUAAUAAUCAUACAGAAAGUAAUAAUUGUGAUGAAAAUGGAAUUCUUUCAACCGUUACAGGAGUUAUUGGAAUUUUACAAGCCAAUGAAGUUAUUAAAUUGGCCACAAAUUUGGAUAAACAAAUAUUACAAAAUUUUUUAACAUUUAAUAGUUUAUCCAGUAAAAGACCCUUUGAAACGUUAAACAUGAAUCAUAAAAAUAAAAAUUGUAUUUGUGCAUGGAAUAAUUUUGAUAAGAUGCUCCAUUUCAUUCUGAACAAUAAUUACGGUGCUGGGGUUAGCGAUAAUAAUGGGGAUGCUACUGAAAGUAGUAUUAACGAUGGCACUGAAAAUUGCAUUAAGUAUGGUACUAGUGAUGAUGCUCAGAACUGCAGCAGUAAUGACAUUUGCAAGGGCAACAAAUCUCCUUGCCCCAGCAGUAAAGUUAUGAACACCUACCAAUAUGACAUAUACAUUCCCGAUUUUAUGGAAAUUUUAAACAAUAAUUUCUCCUUUUUUCAAUUUCCAGUAAACUAUUUAUGCAUUUUAGAUAUAAGAAAACAUAACAACACCAAUGUAUAUGGAUUAAAAAAUUCGAUCAAAUGGAGUUACUACGACAUCAUGGAAUCCAUAAAUGAUUGUGCUAAUAAUUCAAAUAAGCUUAAUCAGCUAAUUUUGGAAAAACUAGAAAUAACAAGACAGAAGGGAAAUAUAGUUAUCAUUGUUAUUUGCAGAAGGGGUAUUGAUUCUUUAAAAAUUGCCAAAUGUUUUAAUAAUCUUUUUUUAGUUAAUCCGACUAAAAAGAACAAUACCUCAACCAUUCCUCACUUAUCUUCAUCCAACUCUAUCCUCAAUUUUCCCACAAAGCUAGAAAAUCAUAAUAAAUCUGAAUUUCAGGAUAAGCACAUUUAUACGUACAAUAUGAAAGGUGGUUACCUUGAACUUCAAAAAAAGGUAUUUAAAAAUUUACCCUUUUUGUAA